CUUGAACUAGUUUUGUAUCAAAAUUCAAAACCAAGUACUCCAAAUAAGGCAAAGAAAAAGGAUCAUACCAUCUAGUAGACGAACAGGUAGCAACCUCCAUAUUUGAUCACCAGAUAUUAUUCCUUUCCAGUUUCCAUACUAAGAAUCCAGCAUUUAUUACGGCUUUACCUUUCAAAUUCUUCUUUAUAUAUCUUCAAACGAUAAACGUUGGAGGGCAUAUCAAUGUCUUCAUCAGAUCUCUCAACGAUCCUGCCUAGAGUCCUCAUCGUCUCCCGGAGGACCCUUCGGAAGAACAAGUUCGUGGAUUUUGUGGGAGAAUAUCAUCUAGAUCUGAUAGUAAGCUAUGGGGCAGUUCCUGUGAUUGUACCAAGAGUUAGGGGAUUGCAUAUGCUGUUGCAAAGCUUUGAACCAAUCCAUGGUGUUCUUCUCUGUGAAGGUGAGGACAUUGAUCCAUCACAUUAUGAGGCAGAGAUUUCAGGUUUAUCAGAGGAGGAACUGGAAGAGAUAAGAAACCUGCAUGCUAGUGAUACAGACAUUGAUAAAGAGAAAGACACAAUUGAAUUAAGCCUUGCAAAAUUAUGCCUUGAAAGAAACAUACCAUACUUGGGUAUAUGCAGGGGAUCUCAAGUACUCAAUGUUGCUUGUGGAGGAACACUCUAUCAAGAUGUGGAGAAAGAAAUCUCAAAGAAAUGCAAAGAAUUAGAAGGAGGAGUAGUUCAUAUGGACUAUGAAAAUUAUGAUGGGCAUAGGCAUGUGAUCAAGGUAGUGGAGAACACUCCAUUGCACAAAUGGUUUGAAGAAUCAUUGGAGGAGAAGAUGGAAAUCAUGGUCAAUAGCUAUCACCAUCAAGGUGUCAAGAAAUUAGCUAAUCGUUUUGUUCCGAUGGCGUUUGCUCCGGAUGGUUUGAUUGAAGGGUUUUAUGAUCCUGAUGCUUAUAAUCCUGAAGAGGGUAAGUUCAUCAUGGGACUUCAAUUUCACCCGGAACGAAUGCGGCAACAAGAUUCAGAAAAGUUUGAUUACCCUGGAUGCCCAUCUGCAUACAAGGAAUUUGCUAAGGCAGUUAUUGCUUAUGAAAAAAGGCUUAAUCCCUCCUCAGCUUGUGUUCCAAAAUCUCUGAAGCUUGAUCCAGAAUUGGAGACGAAAAGGAAGAUCCUUGUCCGGAGUUUCUCUAUCGCAAGAGACAUGUACAGCAAUGGAAUGGUUUCAGGUCAAGAAUCAGAACUGGAAGUUGGAGCAAAGUUCCUAGAGGCAAAUACUGCAUUGAGUUCACAGCAAGAGAAGAGGCUGAAACAAAUGGGUGCAACAGUGAGAAAUGCAUCUGCAUACAAAGAAAGGCUGAAAAUAAAUGAAGAGAAGAGCAUAGUUGCAAGGGCGAUAAUGGGCAAAAUGUCUAUUGAACAAUUAUCUGAUUUGAUGUCCUUCUACCACAUGAUGGGCCAGAUAUGUUCAGAAGCCAUGGAGAAGAAGCUUCAUGACUUGGUGAAUGAAGGAAUCUAAUCAAAAUGGGGUUCCACCCCUUUGAAGUUUUUCUGUAACUAAAUAAUCCUAAAUUGACAAAUUGUUCAAAGAUGGCGGUAUUCUUUUUGGGGGUAGGGACUUUUCAAUAAGUUCUUGGGGCAUUUACUUGGUAUUUGGGCAUUGACCCUGUGAAAUUCAAAUUUAUUUUGCCAGUCUAAUAUCUUUAUGCUUCUA
This is a messenger RNA of Tripterygium wilfordii, 1692 nucleotides long. Its product is annotated as putative glutamine amidotransferase GAT1_2.1. Gene Ontology annotation, cellular component: cytosol. NCBI's taxonomy places the organism in Eukaryota, Viridiplantae, Streptophyta, Magnoliopsida, Celastrales, Celastraceae. The transcript is spliced from 4 exons. Bases 223 to 1497 code for a protein of 424 amino acids. Gene Ontology annotation, molecular function: hydrolase activity, acting on carbon-nitrogen (but not peptide) bonds, in linear amides. The record is from RefSeq and is a predicted model, not a curated record.